UUAAUGCAAACUUAUGUGGCUGAAAUAAGUGAAAUAUUACGUGCAGAAAAGCGUGACGACGAGCAUUUAGCAAGGUUGGAGGCUAAUUUUUCAAAACUUCUCAAGGACUUAGUUGGUGUGCACUCUUGGAUUCGUUUCUACAGAUAUAUACCAGUUUUUGUCAAAACUCUUUAUUACGCUUGUACCACGUUAUCGGGUGUUCAAACGUUAGGUGAAGAAUAUUUAGCGUUAUUACAAGUGAGCAGUAGUGGUGGUAAAGUUGCCGUAUCGUCACUGUACAAACGUUUCGUUUUUGUGUUCUUGAACAUUUUUGCACCGAUUCUGUUGGAAAUCUUAUUGCGAAAACUAGAUCAACAUAUCAAUCAAAUUGAUACAAACAAAUUCUUUGGUGUUCCGUUGAGAGGUAAUCAGAAAGCGCGUCAAACAUUCACGAAAAUCUUCGACUGGAUCAGGUUGAAAGGAAUACCGUCAGCGUAUCGAUUGCACAUAGCCAUCUUUUAUCUCUACGGCUCCUAUUAUAGUCUGUCGAAGCGUUUUUCUGGUAUCAGCUAUUUGAGUCUUCGACCGCAAACCAAUCUCCAGGCAUCGCGUUUACUCAAGUUCAUCGCAUAUUUAACCGUUCUUCAAUUUUCAAUCGCUGUUGUUAGUUGGAUUUAUGAGAAUUUCUUCUGUCAAUUACUCGAACAUGACAAACGUGUCGACAUUGACAGCGAAAACGAUUCCGAACUAAUUGAAUUGGGUGAAUCUGAACAGAGCACUUCUGAGUUGACUCGAUUCAGCUGUGGAAUCUGUCAGUCGACACACUACCCGUCUUGUUUACCGUGCGGGCAUUUGUAUUGUUGGUACUGUAUCAUUCAACAUGCACACGAGUGUAGUUUAAUUCAAGAACGACAACCGUAUUGUCCUCAUUGUAGAAGUUCAUUUGAGGCCAGCCGAGUGGUACCAUUGCUGAAUUUCUAG
Anisakis simplex (herring worm) is the source of this 960-nucleotide messenger RNA. NCBI's taxonomy places the organism in Eukaryota, Metazoa, Nematoda, Chromadorea, Rhabditida, Anisakidae. The record is from the annotation of a GenBank genome assembly.